AUGGAGGCCCCUCUCAUCGCCUGGCCGGUGAAGGCCUCUGCUGACUUUGAGGCGUUUUCAUUCUGUGAAAACUGCCUCAAGAUCCGCCCUUUCCACCCAGAGCCCACACAACACAAACAGAAGCAGCGGCACGCGUUGGCACACCCUGCAGCAUCCACAACAGCAGAAACAACGAGCCAGACUGCUGAGGCGGCGUCACAGGAAGUGGAAUCUGUUGCUGCUGCGGCAGCAGCAGCCUCUGAGGGAGAGGAAGAGGAAGCGGGCAUCUGCGUGCGUGAAACAGAAGGGAGGGAGGCUCUUUGGUUUUGCAGCCCGAGGUGCUACCAUCAGGCAUGUGGGGGUACGAAAACAGCAGAUGUAGAAGGGGGAUCACCUGCUGCUGCUGCUGAUGCUGUUGCUGCCCGCAGCAAGCGCAACCUUGACGGCUCGUUGAUGAGCCCCGCCAACUCCAGCAACAGCAACAGCAGCAACAAGUGGGAGGAGCAGCGUGAAUUUGGGUGGAUGGAGUUCUUAUCUCUAGGAGCACUUCUCCGUCUGCGGCACUAUGACCAGCAGCAGCGUGUCACCACUGGAUCCGGGGCAAGUGUAAAAGGAGGUGAAAUGCGAGAGAUGAGGGAAGUAGAUGCAGAAAGGAAAACAGAAAGCUCAGCAUUAAACAACGAGACAGCUAAAAGGAGCCAAGAGAAAAUGCAAGCAGCUGAAAAAGAUACAAAUACUGAAAACCCCAUAGGAGUGGAGGCCCUGGGCCCAACAACUGUGACUCUAAGAAAUGCAUUCAACUUGGACUUAGAAGCUGCAUAUGCAGAGGCCUGCCGUCCCUUUUUGCGUCUGUCUGCAGCUGCUGCUGCUGAUGUGUUUUGUACCUUUGAUAUUCAACGAGCGCAGCAGCUAUUGCAGCAGCAGCUGGGGGGGGCCCUAGAAACUGCGUUGGGUCCUGAUGCCGCCGGGGCCCUCUUGGGUGAAAACGCCUUGGCCUUCUUCUACGGGGGCCUCAUGAGGAACGCACAGGCGCUGUUGGUGUGGGGAUCAACGACAGCCGGGUGCCUGAUGAUUCUGCGGGGGGCUGGAGUGUACGUGUUGCAGGCCUGCUGCAACCACAGCUGCAGCCCGAACUGCACCGUACAGAACGAUCAUGAUGCCUUCAUUGCUCUCAAGGCAGACAAAGACAUUCAGGUUGGGGAGGAGAUCACCAUUUCGUACGUUCCUCUUGACCUCGCAGCCCCAGAAAGGCAGCAGCUCCUCAACAGCUACCAAUUCACCUGCAGCUGCGUCAGAUGCGCAGAUGAAGCGCAGAAGCAGCAGCAACACCAACAGCAACAGCAAGAGCAACCGAUGCAGAUGCAGCUCCAGUAG
Messenger RNA from Eimeria mitis, 1353 nucleotides. RefSeq lists its product as uncharacterized. Gene Ontology annotation, molecular function: protein binding. NCBI's taxonomy places the organism in Eukaryota, Apicomplexa, Conoidasida, Eucoccidiorida, Eimeriidae. The coding region runs from base 1 to 1353 and encodes 450 amino acids. The record is from RefSeq and is a predicted model, not a curated record. The transcript is spliced from 2 exons.